AUGGCAUCCAACGGCGAAGCUAAGAUCAUCCUCUAUACCAAUCAUCGCUGCCCUUGGGCGCACCGCGCGCACAUCGCCCUCGCGGAGCUCAAGCUCCCCUUCGAGGAGGUCAUCAUCCCGCUCGACCGGCCCCGGGACCCGUGGUACCUCGAGGUUAACCCGCGCGGCCUCGUCCCCUCGCUGUCCUACGACGGCGAGAUCAUCACCGAGUCGGCCGUCGUGUCGCAGUUCCUGGCCGACGCCCACCCGUCAUCGUCCUCGCGCCUGCUGCCCGCGUCCGACGCUCCGGGAGGCGCCCUGCGCAGGGCGCGCGUCGCCUUCUUCGUCGACGCGUACAUGACCAAGGUCCACGCCGUGGUCGCGCAGCUCCUGUCCGCGCGCAGCGACGAGCAGGCCGAGGCCGUGGCGCAGGCCGCCGUCGCCGCCGUGGCGAAGGAGGUCGAGCCCCUGCUGCGGGACGCGAGGCCGUUCUUUGGCGGCAGCGAGGAGCUUACCCUUGCCGAGGUACUCACGGGCUCUUUCAUCGUGCGCCUCUUGGCUGUCGGUGGCGCAGGCGUGUACCCGGAGAGUCUGCUGGCGGGUCUCAAGGAGAAGGCGCCGAACUCCUACCGGUGGGCCGAGGCCGUCGCCGCGCACCCGAGCGUGACCAACAUCUUUGAUCCUGAGCUGACUGUGGAGGUUGCCAAGUCGAGACUUGCCAGGGCGCGCGGGCAGGCUUGA
Molecule: messenger RNA, 720 nt
Organism: Thyridium curvatum
Lineage: Eukaryota; Fungi; Ascomycota; Sordariomycetes; Thyridiales; Thyridiaceae
Exons: 4
Coding region: 1-720 (239 amino acids)
Cellular component (GO): cytoplasm
Source: RefSeq, a predicted model, not a curated record